Eremothecium gossypii ATCC 10895 is the source of this 2187-nucleotide messenger RNA. RefSeq names its product Cbf2p (gene CBF2). Gene Ontology annotation, molecular function: DNA binding. The transcript has a single exon. The record is from RefSeq and is marked provisional. The coding region runs from base 1 to 2187 and encodes 728 amino acids. Lineage: Eukaryota; Fungi; Ascomycota; Saccharomycetes; Saccharomycetales; Saccharomycetaceae.
AUGGAACUGCAGUUGGACAGGGCUUUCAGUCGGUUUUCCUCUAGAGACGUGCACCGCUACAAAUCAUACGUUAAACAAUACCUCGAAUGGUGUCGAGAAAGGGGCCUAGACGUCGAAUCGUGCAGCGCGGCGGAGCUCUGGGGUAGUGCGCGGCGGUUGCACUGGUUUUUGCAGUCGAAAUGGGGCUCGGGCAUUGAGAGCGUCGCGGAAAUGAAAUCGGUGGUGAACUGCAUACAGCUGCUGGGAAGGGAGCUGGCGACAGGCGCGCAGUUGGAUAAGGCGUAUAUCGAUAAUGUGGUGCGGCUGCACGAGUGCACUUCGGUGCUGCAUGAAAACGGCGCGCUGCGGGGGCAGUUCGAGAAAAUCUGCGUGAACGUGUGGAACGUGAGGACGCCCUCACUCAAGGAAAAGUACUUCAAGACGUGUCUGGACAAGGUCAAGUGGCUACUGGACUACCAGCUUAACUACUACACAAAUGCGGCUCUGGACGAGAGAAAGACAUGGGUGCUCAAGGACUUUGAGGUGGCCGAGGAGGCGGUCCUGGUGGUGCGGAGGCGGUGGGCCGUGUUGCCGCAGCCGCACCCGCUCUUCUGCCCGCUCUUCACGUUGGCGGUGUACCUGCACCUGCGGUUCUACGGCGUCAAGAAGCAGUAUCGAGGAGACGGCUUUCCGGACUUGUCUCGUCCAGACCUGUGGGAAGAGCUGCCCAUAAUUAGGGGGAAGUCGUUGACGAAGUUCCCGCGGGUGGAAACGCUAGGAAACUAUUAUCCUGCCGUUUUCCAGUAUUGUCAGCUGCCCUACAAGAAGCGGUUGUACUUCCAAGGUCGGCUGGAGGAGCCGGUGUUUCCAGCCAUGAACGACGACGCGUCUGGGCUGGAUGAGCAGUACUUCGUGAAAGGCGUGGGACGCGAUUUUAUUCUCGGAAUGAACAGAUACAGGCUGCAAGACAAAUUCCCGUCGAUCGAAAUACCCGAUGAUCCAGUCUUGUAUGAGCUAUUUCCUGAUUUGGACAGAUUCGAGACUGAACAAACAGCGCGGCCUUUUGUACAGAUGAUGAUACUUCUUCGAAAGGUGAUGUUCCGCUCGUUGCCAGUUUUGUACUCGUGCUUCCCGGAGCACGACCUCUUCCAAGACCCCAUAUUCAAAAAGCCACAAUUCAUCGCCUACCUCAACGCCGCCGAUUCUUUGUGUGAUGUGAGCGUCCCGCUGCACUUACUGGUGGAGCCGCCUUCUACAACGCAUGCUACAGCCUCCGCGGCCCCAGCAGUGACCCAAACGUCCGCUCCCGCGGCGCCCAACGGAUCCGUGGCACCAGUGCAGCAGGCUGCCAACCCUCCUGACGCAGACCUGCGCAAAGACACGCUGCAGUUCGUGAAGGACCAGACACUCUCAAACUUCACAAUACUGAUUCAACUACUCUCGAAGCUCUUCGAGAAAGUUGAAACCCGCAAGUCCAACAAACUCAUGAUCCGGUCGGAGCUUGACGCCCUCCACUCAACGUUGAAACGCAAGAUCAGUUCGCUGGACGCGCUACCCGCGGCCCCGCACGACGACGAGCGGCCCACCAAGAAGCAUAAGUCCUCCUCUCCCCAGGACAUUUCUAACCUGUCCGACCUCGAUGACCAAAGCGCAGGCGACGACGAGCCCGACGACGUCGAGGAGCUUCAGCAGCUCGUCCAGCAGCUCGUCCAGCGCCAGGUCACGCAGGCCUCACAAUAUAUACUCGAUAAGGUUCGCAGCGAUAUCCGUGACAUCAUCCGCGAAGAGCUUGCCUCGCUCGGGCGCGCCUACCCAUCACCAGCCGCGGACCCGAAGCCUGCCCCCGCAGAACCCCCGUCCCAUAAAGGCCCGCCUGUCUUCCGCCUGCAGUCUGACCUUGCCACUAUCGAGGAGAUUAUCCUGGAGUGGUUCACCCCAAAUCCGUCCUUUGACGGCGAAUGCGUACACUCUAUGAAUAAAAAGUAUGGGAAGGCUUGGAGGACUAACUCUGGACAAGAGCCCAUCUACAAAUCCCGGAAGGUCAUCGUGGAAUUCUACAUACACCUGGUGAAUGAUCUCGGGAUAGAUCGCCACGAUGCAGUCGACCACUGUGAACGGCUAAAGGCCUCCCAGACUCCCCUAGAGUUCAGUCAGUGGUUAAAGACUUACAAGCAGACGCACGGUAACUGCUUUCCGAAUAUCACUUAG